CGCGCUGCGCUGCGGUGCGGAGCGGCGGGGCCGAAGCGGAACGGAACGGAAGGGGGUGAGGAAGCGAGGCCGGAGCCAGGGAGAGAAGCCGGGGUCGCUGCUGUGUCCGCGGCGGCGCGGUCGGCCCGGCGGCAGCCCGUCCUGCGAUGCCCCAGCGUGCCUGAGGCCCGGACGACGCAGGGAUGGAGCUGAAGGUCUGGGUGGAUGGGAUCCAGAGGGUCGUCUGCGGCGUCUCGGAGCAAACCACCUGCCAAGAAGUGGUCAUCGCCUUGGCUCGCGCCAUGGGUCAGACCGGCCGCUACGUGCUGGUGCAGAGGCUGCGGGAGAAGGAGCGGCAGCUGCUGCCCCUGGAGUGCCCCCUGGAGUCGCUGGCCAAGUGUGGGCAGUAUGCCAACGACGUGCAGUUCGUCCUGCGGCGCACCGGCCCCAGCGUGGUGGAGAGACCCUCCUCGGAGGGCGCCCCCCAGGCCCCCGAGAGGACGUUCAUCCGCGCCAGCCUGCCCAUCAAGCCCCGGCUGGCGGGCACGGACCCGCCCCGCUGCCGGGAGCCCAGGAAAUCCAUGACCUUCAACUUGGGCCCCGCGGGCUCCGCCGACCUCCUGGCCAUGACCCGCUGGCGGCACCAAACCCGGGAGGGGCUGGAGCUGGAGGGCGGGGGGGGGGCGCAGCCCUCCAAGGAAGAGCUGUUCCGGAGGGUGCUGCGGCAGCAGGAGCAGCUGCACUCCCUGGAGGCCCAGGGGGACAGCCUGGAGACCGACCUGCGGCUCUGGGAGCGCGAGCGGGCGGGCGGCCAGGGGCCGGAGCAGGAGGAGGAGGAGGAGGUGGAGGAGAUCCUCUACCUGGAGCAGCUGGUGCGGAGGAACGAGACGGAGCUGGGCCAGGAGGAGUUCUGGCAGAGCGAGCUGCAGCUGGAGCAGGAGCGCGAGCGGGAGCGGCAGCAGCGCGUCCGCAGCCUGCGUGCCAGCCUGCAGGACUACACCCAGCGCAUCGGCCAGCUGGGCGCCCGCACCCAGGCCCUGCAGGAGCAGAUCCGCUGGGAAAUGGCCGAGAGGGCCAAGAGGGGCAAGGAGCCCCCCGCGCCCGGCCCGGCCGAGCUGGAGGACAUGGCUGCCAAGAUGAAAAGGGACCUGGAGGCCAAGGUCAAGCAAAGCACCCAGCUGGAGAGCAGCCUGGCCAGCGUGGAGAAGGCCCUGGAGGAAGCGGAGAGGAACCUGCAGGCCCAGACCCAGGAGCUGGAGGAGUUAAACAAGGAGCUGAGGCAGUGCAACCUGCAGCAGUUCAUCCAGCAGACAGGGGCCACGGUCACCGUCCUGCAGGCCAGGCCCGACCAGGAUGCCCAGCCGGAGCCUGGCGCGCGCCAGCUGCCAGCCUGCUGGAGAAAUGGAGGCUUCCCUCCCAGCCCGGGCACCGACUCGCCGCCCCGGGCCGGUGCCAAGCAGCUCCUCAGCCAUCCCAGGACCCUGCCGGAGCCCCUGGUGCCCAGCCUCAACCCCGAGGGUGCGUACAGCUAUGGGCCCUGGCACGGGAACAUCUCCAGUGAGAGGCUGGCCAUCUCCUGGAUGAAACAUGGCAGCACUUUAAUAAUGCACAGCAGCAGCACAGAGCAUUCCAGGCCAGGAGAGUGGCUGCAGCAGAGGUGA
Dryobates pubescens (Downy woodpecker) is the source of this 1640-nucleotide messenger RNA. RefSeq names its product ras association domain-containing protein 7-like. The coding region runs from base 183 to 1640 and encodes 485 amino acids. Gene Ontology annotation, biological process: signal transduction. The record is from RefSeq and is a predicted model, not a curated record. The transcript has 7 exons. NCBI's taxonomy places the organism in Eukaryota, Metazoa, Chordata, Aves, Piciformes, Picidae.